Tetrahymena thermophila SB210 is the source of this 5388-nucleotide messenger RNA. Its product is annotated as PAS domain S-box protein. The transcript is spliced from 13 exons. The record is from RefSeq and is a predicted model, not a curated record. NCBI's taxonomy places the organism in Eukaryota, Ciliophora, Oligohymenophorea, Hymenostomatida, Tetrahymenidae.
AAUUAAUACAAUUAAAAAAACAACAAUAAAUAUCAACAAUUAUAAAUAUAAAAGUAAAAAGUGUUGUGAGUUAAUAAAAAAUAGAUAGCAAGAUAGGUGAUGUUAGAUAAUAAAGGUAGCUUUGAGGAAUCAAAAUGGUCAGAAUUUGAGAACAAGAUUAAAUAGAACUUUUUUUGUUUGAUGAAUGAACUUCUUUAAUCAUGCUCCAUAUCUGUUUUCGUUUAUAAGAUAUUUCUAUUUGUUGAAGCCAUUUAAAUAGCAUACUACGCUAUUUACCCUUCUUAUAGUUUUCUGUGGAACUCUUCAGCUACUACAAAUUUCUAAAAGGCUUUGGAAUAUUUUCAAUUUAAUGGAUUAAUUGUAGAAGGUUCUUCAUCACUUUUGAUCCCUUUGCUCUAUAUCACAUUUGCAAUUUAGUUAAUCACUACUGUAGUCCUAUUAUAUCUCCUCUUAAAACUUAAUAAGAAGUAGCAAAAAUCUACUACUUUCUCAUUGUAUUGUAUCAAAUUACUUUCUCUUUAUGCUAUAUUGCUAACGACAGUAGGAUUUUUACCUUUCUUUAAUGCUUCUAUCUCCGUGAUAUACUGUACUGACACUAAUAUGAACUGUUAUUCAGGUCUAUUUUUUGUUCACUUUUCAAUAGCAAUAUUAUCAUUGAUUCUUUUGCUAGCUUAAACUAUAUUGUACAUUCAGCUUUUUAUAGACUUAAAUCCAUGCUCUCAUCUCCCUUUUGCAGCUCCAUAAAAUAAGAUUAAUUUCAUAAAAUUAGUAAUAAAAGCUAUCCUACCACUUUACACAUCACUUGACAAAAACGGGUCACUUGGAGAACCUUUUGUUAUAGGGUUAAUGAUAUUUAUACUAAUUUUACUUGUUUAAAGGUAUUUGUCUUGUCCUAUGUAUAAUAGAAGCGUAGAGUCUUUGAUAGGAAUAUUAGAAGUAAGCAUAUUUUGGAUAUGCGUUGGAAGUCUAAUUAGUGGUGUUUUGAGUAAUGCAAUAGUGGGUAUGUUUUAUAUGUUUAUUACACUACCUUUCAUAUGUGUUGUUUACUAGAUGAUAUUGGUUAAAAGAAAUAAUUCAUACAUGACUAAAUAGAUAAAAAAUUUUAAAAAGGACUUAGAAAUUGAAAACUACAUAAAUAUUCUAUUGAAUUUAAUUGAGUCUAGAGAUUAAGCAUACCCAAGCAUUUAAUUGGAAGGUGUUUUAAAAUAUCAUAUAAAAUAUUGUAAUAAGGCUUCAGACUAAUGUUUUUGCAGAACCUUUAGCUCAAUGAAAGAAGAUGAUGACGAAGAGGGUAACUUAAAUGCCUAAACACUUAAUUAUGGUGAAUCUAAUCAAAAAACUAAAAACUGGUAUCUAUUUUUGAGAAGCAUAAUAGCAGAUGCUAUAGAUAGAUUCCCUAAGAGCGCUAAAUUGCAUUUAUUGCAUGCAUAUAUUUUGCAAGGGAAGCUUUAAAAUAAAUUCAAAUCUUUGUUUGCUCUCAUGUUUGCUUGUGAGUGCAAACCGAAUUUCUAAGAGGAAUUCUCAAUAUAUAGAUAUAAGCAUAUUAUAGAAGAGGAAAUGGUUGAAAAUGAUGUUAGGACAUAAGAAAGUAAAGGCAUUGAAGUAAACUCUAUUGUGAAUUUUCAAAAUAAGUUUGUAAUUUUCUUAAACUCUAUUGAAAAAUCUGUUAUGCUUCAUUUAGAAUUUUGGAGUAAACUAUUAGAAGAUACCCCUGACAUUCAAAAAAUACUAUCUCUUGGUUCUAAAAUUACAAAUACAGUUGAUUAAGUCACUGAUUUGUAUAACUAGCUCUAGGAAAUCAAUCAAAAUCACAUCAAAUGCUUAGAAAUUUAUGGAAAUUUUUUAAAAGAAAUAGUUCAUGAUGACUAAGAAGGCACGAAAGUGAUUGAGAAAGCUGAGUAUGUUAGCAAAAGCAAUUAAGCAAAUAAGCAAUUUGUAGAUUCAGAUAAGAUCAAGUAUGGAGAAAAUUCUAACACUUGCAUAAUUACUGUUUCUGGCAACCUCAAUUCAGUAGGAACAAUAUCAAAUACUAACAACGAAACAAUGAGACUUUUAGGAUUUAAAAAGAACGAAAUUAUAGAUUAGAAUGUCAGUAGGAUUAUGCCUAAAGUAGUGGGUGAUAUGCAUGACAAAUUCAUGAGAAGAUUUUUUGACACUUCUUAGUCAAAUCUGAUUGGUCAUGAGAGAUUCAUUUUUUGCCUUCAUAAAAAAGGAUAUUUGAUACCAUGCACAAUUAUGAUAAAAGUUUUACCUAAUCUUGAUAGUGGUAUUUAGAUUGUUGGCUUUUUAAAAGAAGUAGAAAGUCAUUCACAAAAAGGGUAAUACGAGCAUGAUGAAGAUAUUCAUUAUUUAAUAUUUAGAGAGGAUUCUUAUUAAAUCCAAGGUAUAUCUGAAUCAUGCUAUACUAACUUUGGUAUACCAGCUUCAUUAAUGUAUGGAAAUACUUCAAAUGCUCCAGAAUUUACAAUUGAUUCUAUAAUACCUGGCAUAGUGGAUCCUAAAAAUGCAGAUGAAUUAAAAUCUGUUCAUGGAGUCACUUUGACUAUUGACACUACUUACGUUUAACAAAAUUUCUUGAUAGAAGAUGAAUAAGAUAGCUUGAUGGAUGAUGAAUUUUAAGAUUAAGUUCAAUAAAAAUUUAAUUAAAAAAAUUCAGAUGACAACGCCAUAACAACAAAUCCUUAACAGAAUCAAAAUGAUAAUUAAGAUUAUAAUUAAGAGUAGCAAGAAUAAGAAUAAAAAAUUUAAUAAAUUACAAGAAGAAAAAUUAAAUAUAGAUAAGCAAACAUUAAGGUUCAUUUACUGGAUGAACUUGAUUUAGGGGAAAAUUUAAGAAUAAAAAUAAUUAAAUUUACUGAAUAAGAGCUAAAUACAGACCAAUUAGAUUAGCAGUUGUAAAGCAAAUAAUAAGUUGAAGAUAAUAAUUAUUCAAAAAAAAAUAUUGAGUAAUCAAAAAGGACUCAAAAUAAUUAUUAAGGAUUUCAUGAAGAAAGUUAGAAUUAAGAUGCAGGAGAUGAUGAAGGAUCUAAUAUAUCAGGUGCUUCUGUUGCAGAAGAUCUUAGACAUUUAAAGGAUUUCAAAUAAAUGAUAAGUGAAAAAACAGAACCUAAAUCUAUCUUAAUACUCAAAAGAACAGUUUUAUUGUUAUUGAUCAUUUUAAUGACUUUGGCUAUUGUUACCCUUGUCCUUAAAAUUCAAUAACAAUCAGAUAUUUAAGAAGGAGUGAAUGCUAUAAAUGAUUCUACAAUUCAAAUUAGUUUUAUAGAACAAGUAAAUUACUAUACACGUCUUCUUUGGCUUGUAGGAAAUUCUAUGCUAUCUUAAAACUAAUAAUUCAAUUCAGAAUCACAGCUGAGAGAUGAUAUAGAUCAAAAUGUCUAAAGUUUGUAAGAUACUGUCUUCAGUGUUGUUAGAGAUGAAAUAAAGAUGUAAAACAGGCAAAGCAGUCCUUCCCCAGAUCCCGUUUUAGAUUUCACUGUUUUGCAGCAAACAGGUUAAACUGAGAUUGAAUAAAAAACAUUUUCAACAGCAAUCUUUUAGUUUAUUACAGGUGGUUCUGCUCUCAAAAAUUCAACUUUGGAAGAUUUUAUACCAUAACCCCUAUCAAGUGGAUCUUAUGUAAAAUCUACCUAAAUAUAUUUCUAUUUCGUUAGAGAGAAUGGAAUUGCUAUUUUUAGAGAUUCUGCAUUUGGCUAAGUUACAACUUAUUACAACUUUUACUAAGAUCUCAUACAAAAAUAUAGUACAACAUUUUUAAUAAUAAUGAUAGUGGCUUUAUUGAUUUUAGUUAUUACUCAAGUAAUUCUAAUUCCAAUCGUCUUUUCUGUGAUUAAGACAAAUAAUAAAGUUCUUUCUUUAUUUGGAUAUAUACCUCUAGAAGAAAUUAAGGAAUUGGCAAAUAGGUGCGAAUAAUUUAUUAAAGAUUUUCUGUCUUUAGAAGCCAAUGAUGGACAUAAUGAUGAAGAUGAGUCAAAUCAUUAAAAUAAACGUGCUAAUAAUUUAGGAAAUCAAGAUGAUGAAAAUGAAACUAAUAACGAUAAUAGAAACGAUGAAGGAUCUCCAACUUCAAAAUUAAGGAACUAAGGUGAAGGUGCAGGAAUUUAUGAAUUGAAUGGUGAAGAUAACUUGGAUAACUCUUAAAUAGAAAAUUAAGCCCAAAAUAAUAUGUAUGCUAAAAAAAAUCAAAAUGCUUCAUAAGUUGAUUAAAAUAGCAGUGUAGUUAAUUAGUUUAUUGACAAAUCGAAAACAGACAGAAACAAAAAUCCUUAGCCCUCAUCUCAUAAAAAACAGUAGGAACAACAUGAAAAGGAAGCAUAAGAAUUAGAAGAAUUCGAGAGUAUGAGAAGCGCAAAAUUACUUAACUAGACAGAUAACAACAAAAAAUAUGUCAUCAUAAAAUUCUCUCUCUUAGCAGUCAUUUUUAUAAUCUAUUUCAUAGUAAGAUUUGUUCUAGAGCAAAAUUAUCUUUCAUCAAUCAACCAUCUUUAUAAUCAUCAGAUGAUUAUUUCUUUACGUCCCACAUAUACAGAAUAUGUGCUUUUGUUUGCUAUAGAAUAAAUUGUUAUGAUGAAACCAAUUAGCUAUAAAAAUGAAACUGAUCUUAGAGCAUACUACACUUCUUUAGUAUAUGAUAUUUCAAAGUAAAUAUCAAGCUCAGGAUAAUAAAGCUUUCCAUCUGCUUUUAGCUCAUAUUUAAAUUAGUAUAACGCUACAGAAUAUGGAGAUAUAUGUUCAACUAACAGUUCAUUUAAUUCUUAAGAUUGCGAAACAAUUUAAAAUGGUAUUUUGUCAAAGGGUCUACAAACCUCUAUAGUUUCUUUAAUAGAAGGUAUUAGAGAUUACAUUGUUGAUUUUUCUUCAAAGCUAGGAUCUGACAGUGAUAAAAAUUUAAAAACAUAAAUAGCAUACUUAAACAGUGAUAAACUUGUUUCAUUUUAAAAGUCUUUAUAGUAUAUGCAGCCAAGCAUGCUUUCUACCAAUGCCUUAAUGGUGAAUAACUUUUCCAGCUUGCUUACAUAGACACAAAAUAUUGAAAUAAUAAUAUUAUCAAUUUUUAUUACUGUGACUAUAAUUAUUUUCUUCUUAAUAUGGUUACCUUAUUUGAGAAGUUUAAGUAAUAAAAUUUGGAGGACAAAAGGAAUGUUAAAUAUGAUCCCGAUAGAUGUAAUAACCAAGCAUGAUUCCCUUAAGAAUGCAUUUAUUUCUGGUGACAUUCUAAGGGCAGUAAAGUGAAAUUAAUUAAAAAUAUACUUUUUUUGAUUUACGAAGACCGAGUAUUUCUAAUUUAAAUAAAAUUAACUUAGAUGAUUUAUUUUUAUUAAAUGGUAAUGCAUACUUUUUGUAUAUUAAGUAGUAAUUAAUUUGAAUGAAAAAAUUUAAAUAUAUUAA